CUGCGCUGCUUUCCAUACGGGGCGGGGUGCAGCCGAGUCCGCCGAACAGAGCAGAGCGCACCGUCACCAGCUGCUCUGCCUGCACCGUCAGCCCGACAACAUGGGUCUAGAAAAGGAAAAAUUGGAUUCCAGCGUAUUUAUGGACGAUGAUGAGUUCAACAGAUCGAUAGAGCCCAUUCUGAAGAAGGGGAAAGUGUACGCAGAGGAGCCGGACCGAGAUCCAAACGAUAUCAACGCUCAUUUAAAGCUUGGUUUUGAAGAUGUCAUCGCUGAGCACAUCUCCGCGCACAGCUUCGACAAAGUGUGGAUCGGAAGCCACGCCGCGUUUGAGCUGGUCAAAUUCAUCUUUUACCGGCUGCUGACCACGCUGCUGGCCGUGCCCAUGGCUUUCAUCCUCGGACUGGUCUUCGCGGUGCUCAGCUGCAUCCACAUCUGGCUGGUGAUGCCGGUGAUCCAGAGCUUCCUGAUGCUCUUACCAUCGGUGCACGUCGUGUGGAGGAGCCUGACGGACAUGUUCAUCACUCCGCUCUACCACAGCAUGGGAAAGAGCCUGUCCUCCGUUCACGUGAAAACGACAGAGUACUAACGCGGCGCUCGGCCCCCUGCGGAGAGGGGAAGGACAGAUUGCAGUCAUGGAAAAAUAGAGUGCUUGUAGUGGAACACGUGAGCUCUUUAUAAAGUCCUGCACAAAGUACUUAUAACUAUAAACGAACACAACACUUAUUAAAGGCAUUUGGCUGAGCAUGGAUUUGGUGAAAAAGAGACAUUUAUGUUACGUGUAAUUUAAUGUAUUUCAAUGUGUCUUAGUUGGAAAAUGAUACAUAUUGAAAUACAGCAACAUGCUGUUAAAACAACAGUUAUAUCUUAAUAAAAUGAAGAAAUUAACACCUAAAUCUAUGCACGUUUACUUCAUCGCUACAGGAAAGUAAACGGUUGCGAUACUGUGUGGGACUUUAUGAAAAGCUCAUGUGCAAACCUCCCAAAAUGGACUUUGUUUGCUGAUUGUGACCAAAAAAAAAACAAAUUCUUGUCAUUCCAUCACUUUGUGUGCGAGAGAGUCGUGGAGUCAGUCGGAGCUUUGUAACAUUGUUGUUACGCAAACGUUCUGAAAGAUUUAAUAUUUCUGCUUUUUCAUAUAUUGUAUAUAUUGCAAGUAAUUCAGCUCGAAGUCGAAUGUAAUGAACUGAAUCAGUCGAUCACAUGGAUAUUAAGUGCUAAGAUGCAGCUUGUUGCACAUUGCUGUGUUGUGUCACAGCACAUUGGCAAUCAUACUGGGCAUUUGCUUUUAUAUGGAUGUAAACUAAACGCAAUAGAGUUGUUUGAACAUUGUAUUGAACAGGAUUGGAAGCAUCGAAGGGAUGGCUUUCUAAUUUAUUAUUUAUGCGACGACCAACUCUUGAUAUUUGGCGCUAUCUGACAUACGAGUAGCUUAGUGUAAUGAUCCACAUCGUGUUCUGUGUUUGGUUGACGCCUCGGUACAUGCGUCUUUAAUUUAGAGCUUAUUGUUCCCUCCAGCACUGCUGCAAGAGAUCAUGUUUACCUUUUUGUGCAGCAGAUUCGUUGAGUUGUAGGUACAAACCUUCACAGUUUGCUAUGAGCUUUACAAUCUAAAGUUAAGAAAGCGAGACAGAAAGAGUAACAGUUCUGGAGUGUGAGGUGCAAACCCUCCUCCGAUGACACCUUCUCUCAUCCCAUUCCAACGAUCCUUAUGAUUGCAGGAAGUAAAGGGCAUAUGGACCAAUAAGCCGUGAGCGCAUGAAUAAGAACUACAGCUGUAAAUAAAAAGCAUUUCCCUUUUCCACAACUCGUUACUCAACAUUGAGCCUCCAAGCUAACCUGCUGAACUUCUACAGGCAGCAGAUGUUCCCUCUGACAGGCAGAUGUUCCCUCUGACACAGCAGAAGAUCCACACAACGUGUGUGUUUUGUUUCCAGCUGACACCUGAAGGCAGCACUUUUUAAUCUGUUCACUGAUGAUUGACUGCUGACAAGCUGCCAGCCGACGUGCUUGUGUUUAGUUUUCCAGCUCUUAGGGGAGAUUUAAGGUAGGGUUGUGCAAUAGUGGAAGACGCAGGUGUGUGGCUGAAGCUCCCCCCCCCCCCUUAGCAAUAUCAUGUAGCACUAUUCAAGUUAUAUCCUUUUAGACAAAUCAUACCGUAACGAGCCUCCGCCAGUAAUACAUGCUACUUUCAUUUCUUUGCGUUUUAUUCUCUCAACAUUUAGAACUUUAACAGCUUUAAAUGUGUUCUUUAUUACCAAAAUAAAGUUUUUCCUCAAGAUA
This is a messenger RNA of Cottoperca gobio, 2280 nucleotides long. It is a transcript of the gene cav2, whose product is annotated as caveolin 2. Bases 101 to 586 code for a protein of 161 amino acids. Gene Ontology annotation, cellular component: cytoplasmic vesicle; perinuclear region of cytoplasm; Golgi apparatus. Gene Ontology annotation, biological process: negative regulation of endothelial cell proliferation; cell differentiation; caveola assembly. Gene Ontology annotation, molecular function: molecular adaptor activity; protein kinase binding. The record is from RefSeq and is a predicted model, not a curated record. The transcript has 3 exons. Lineage: Eukaryota; Metazoa; Chordata; Actinopteri; Perciformes; Bovichtidae.